CCUGCUUUUUUUUUUUAAUCUUAUUUAAUCUCUUUGUUUAGGGCUGUGCACUUCAGACUACCAGCAAGAUUGAUUGUUAACACAGGUUGGAACAUUAAACACGGCCUAGAUCUGUUGGUCAACAUAAUAUUAACAUUACAUUGUGCUUCGAUUCCAAGUCCAUAAAUAAAACGUCUUCAACACAGCCUCUGUUGGGCGCUCGCGGUACCGUUUGAUUGCCAAGUGACAGUUUUACCGCAACUUAGACCUAAAUACAGUGUUAUGUCAAAAGCUUCACCAAUGGAUGUCAAUAAUAAAAGCUGCUACUUCAGCUUGUCAGUGUUAGAAAAUGACUGGUUCAAGGAAAUCAAUGAUGGCUGGCCUGGUUACAGUAUUAACAUACAGGUGGAGGAGAUUUUGUUCAAUGGAAAAUCUGAUUAUCAAGAUAUUUUGGUUUUUAAAAGCAAGAGAUUUGGAAAUGUCCUUGUGUUAAAUGGGAUUAUACAGUGUAUAGAGUGGGAUGAGUUUGCCUAUCAGGAAAUGAUCACUCACCUGCCAAUGGCACUUCAUCCAAAUCCACAAAAAGUGUUGGUGAUUGGUGGGGGGGAUGGAGGAGUCGUACGGGAGCUAUUGAAAUAUGACUGUGUUAGGAAAGUGAUCUUGUGUGAAAUUGAUCAGGUUGUGUUGGACCUUUGCAAAAAGCAUCUGCCUAGCAUGUCCAGUUGUCUGGAUGAUCCUCGUGUUACUAUUAACAUUGGAGAUGGUGUAGAAUUUAUCAAAAAGCAUCCAGAAGAGUUUGAUGUCAUUAUAACAGAUUCACCAGACCCUGAAGCUGAUGCAGAAGCACUAUUCAACAAAAGUUAUUACACUGAUUUAAAAGGUGCUUUGAAACAAGAUGGCAUAGCUUGUAGCCAAGGACUCACACCAUACACUGAUUUGCCUUUUAUAAGAAACCUAGUUGCUCAGUGCAAAGACAUCUUUCCUAAAGUUGGCUAUGCUACUGGAAACACACCUUUGUAUGCAAUGGGAACAUUAGGAUAUCUUCUUUUCAGUAGUAUACCAGACAUUGACUUUACCAAGCCUUUAAGAAAAUUUUCAAACAGUGAUCUGGAACGCAUGAAGUUGAAAUAUUACAAUUCUGACAUUCAUGCAGCAUCAUUUGUUUUACCAAACUGCUUCAGGAAUGAGCUGCAAGAUUUUCUGGAUACUUAAGUUUGUGUUUCAAUAACUCAGGUCUUAAAGUUAAUUUGUUUCUUCAAUAAACACAAGUGGUAUUUUAAAGUUGCUCCCAAAAGAAUAUUGUAGAAAUAUGUUUUUGUGUAAUCUUUUUAAUAACUUGUAUGUAUCAUGCACCUUGUUAGCAAAUAUUUGUUGCUCAAUCCAUUUCUCUGGGAUUUAUGGCCUUACUUUUUUAUUUGGUGUGAGAAUUUUUAAUAUUGCAACUCUGUUUAAAAUUAUUUUUUUUUUAGCAUUUUAAAAAUAUUGUUAGCUUAAACAUUUUUUUUUACCUUUAACACAAUUUUCUUUCCAUUCAAAGUUGUUACCUCGAAGUAUGACUCCUGACUUGCGAACAAAACAGCUGUGCAAUGCUAAGCAAAAAAAUGUUUACUUAUAUUCCCAUCUUCACUUUUCUCAUAUAAAUCAAGGCCUUACUUUUUAGAAUAAACACAACACUUGUCCUGAAUAAAACACAAUAGAUCUGACCAUUUAAUUGUAUGCACUACUUUGAAAAUAAUUUGAAACACUGAUCUGUUUAUCUCUUGUACAAAUGUUGAAUAUGAUUAUUAUGAAACAGAACUUGGAGCAACUUCAGAGUUUACUAUGCCAUAGUGUAUAUAAUAGAGUGUGAUUUUGUUCCUACAUCAUAAAAUGGCACUGUUUGUGUGAUAGUUUUGGUUCCCAGUAUUUUGAAUGUGAUAUAAAAAAAAAAUUCUGUUCUAUAAAUUAUGUCCCAAUGUUUUAUUUUUGAGUGUGCACAAGUUAAGGUGUAAGUCAUUCAAAGAAAUCCAUGCCAUGUCCAUGUUUCUAGAGUGAAAUCUCUUUUAUAUUUAUCUCCCUUUCAUUAUGUGAUUUAAAACUGCUAGAAGGCAUUUUCUUAUUGCAAAAAUGAUUAUGCUUUUGACAUUGUAAUUGAAUUUAAUUAUUUAAAGAAAGUUUUUUUUUGUGUUUUUUUUUCUUCAGAUUCAUUGCUUAGCCAAACAGGUUCCACACUAUGCACUAAUUCACUAUUUUUUGUUAUUGACUAUAAAUACUUUGACUUAGCAGAAACUAUCUGUGUGGAAAAAAAUACAGAAAAUCACUUUACUAAGUCACUUUAUCUUUUCUUUUUUUUUUUUUUUUUCUUUUUAUACACAUUGUGUAAGUUCAUUUAUUAUUAGAAAUAUAUGGCUAGAGUUAGGUAAUCAGCUGAACAGAAGCCUAAUAAAGUUAUUUGUUGGUAGUUGUAGUAUUGGUUUCCACUCAGCCAAAUGUUAUGCCUAUUUUUGGAAUGUUAGGAUCGUAAUAUUGAUUAUUAUUAUAUUGUUAUUAUGUUGUUCAUUGAUUGCUUUCCUGGAGACCAUGGUACCCAUUUUUUAAUGAUAGCCUCUAAGAACAAUUGCAACUGUGCCUGAUUGGAGCAAUGGAUUGUUUUUGUAAGUUUAGGCUUUUAUGUGGCAAGAGUUUGCCAUUGAGCAAUGAUUAAUAUUAGUAGACUGCAUUAGUAUACUAAUAUGUACAUGUCCCCACACAGUGACAGCAUCGAACCCAAUUGUUUUAAGGAGUUUUGUUUUUAAUCAUUCCUCAAUCUCUCUGAUAUUAAAUUAUAAGUAUUAGUAAGUUAUUUUCACCAAAGCCUUUUCUUUGCUGCAAGGGCUCAAUUAUUUGUUUCAUGUCAUUGUUGAUUGUAAAACUUUUUAUUUUUAUUAAACGAAUUCACUAUUUAA
Messenger RNA from Biomphalaria glabrata, 2903 nucleotides. Its product is annotated as spermidine synthase-like. The coding region runs from base 262 to 1191 and encodes 309 amino acids. Gene Ontology annotation, molecular function: spermidine synthase activity. Gene Ontology annotation, cellular component: cytosol. Lineage: Eukaryota; Metazoa; Mollusca; Gastropoda; Planorbidae. The record is from RefSeq and is a predicted model, not a curated record. The transcript has 10 exons. Gene Ontology annotation, biological process: spermidine biosynthetic process.